GCAAGGCUAGGGGGAAGGGCACAGGCAGGACGGUGUGUGUGCCUGCUUGCAUGUUUCACUCCCUCACUGCAGAUUUAACACUUAGCACAGUAAAAAGACUUUCAAAUCCAGCCACUAAAGAUCCUGCAAGCACAGCCAGCACAGGCCAAGAGAAACCAUUUCAAACAUGGCAGCAGAGGACGGUUUCAGCUACCUCAUUGCAGGUCACAGUGAGAAACACAGACGGGCCCCGAACUGGACCGAUGGGGAAAUGAAAGCUCUCCUGUACGUGUGGGAGGAACACCACAACGAACUGAAAAUGAGCAAGAGGAACGCCAAGGUUUACGAGAAGAUGUCCCAGAGGUUUUUCCAGCUGACCGGGGAGCAGCGUUUCAAAGAGGAGAUCAAGAUGAAAAUCACCAACAUGUCAUUUCAGUACAGGCGACUGAAAACCAUAGCAGGUGAAAGCGGGGAAACACCAGAAUGGCCGUAUUACAAGGCCAUCGAGAAGAUCCUCUCCAAGCCGCUGGAGAACGGACGAGUCAACACUUUGGAGUAUCAGGCCUCUGCUGCAGGUCCCUCCACCUCCUCCCAGUCCACAGACAACCUGGUGCCCCAGCCAGAGGAGGGGAUCAUGGGUUUCCUGCCAGAGUACACAGGCUCCUCAGAUGAGAUGGAGAUAAAACAAGAGCUGGACUCUUUGAGCUCUGACAGUGAGCACACACAGGGCUCCAGCUCUCACCCUACUUCAGCCAGGAAAAGACAUGCCAACAAGCAGCUCUCCAUCAAGAGAAAGAAACUGCGAUUGAUGCAGGCCAUGUUGCACCAACAAAAGAGGUCAAGCCGAGCCAUAGAAGAGACGUGCAGGGAGGUCCGUCGAGCAUUGCACCAACAGAACGUCCUCCAGGUCCAGUGUCUGCAGCUGCAGGAGCGUAUGAUGAACCUUCUGGAGAAGAUGAUCCAGCCUCCCACCACCACGCCAGCAUCAUGGGGUCAGAGUGGGGCCAAAGACAUAAUGAAUCCAUGAAGUGUAGAAGUUAUCUGGAAGAGAUCAUGGUCUUGCCUCACCUAUAGCCCCUUUGAAGCAAGAAUACAAUACAUUAUUUUGGAUUUCCGUUCGACAUGAACAUUUUGUAAUCCUUAAAGUGCAGAGAUGACAUAGAGAGGUGCAAAAAAUGCUGUAACAGUCUUAGAAGGUGUCAUCAGUCUAAAUGUCAUUAAUGGAAGACAACCAUGUUAAUAACAAUAACAACGUAUGUGGGCACUUAAGCAUCAUCCGUCAGUGGGCUCCAAUGUGAGCUUUCAUUGUUGAGAUAGCUGUUACAGAUCGUGUGUUUUGCUAGUUUGUCAAGUACCCUAUUAAAAUCACUGUGGGAACAACAGCCUUGCAAAAAAAAAAAACCAACUUAUCCUGUCACUUAAUUUCUUCAACGCUAAAGGAUAAUUACAAGUUGGGGACGUUUGAUGCCAAAACAGGACAAUUUGUAGCAUUAUGAGCCAGAAGCUAAGGCAAUAAUCUCCGCUGUUAUUGAAGUGAUUGGAGGGAAUCUGUCAGCAAAUUGCAGCGUAGCCAAUAAAAAAUGCAGCGCUUAACAGCUCAAUAGCAGCAGUAUGGAAAAAAACAUGCUCGUCUACCAUCUCCUGCAUAUGAGACAAAUUGCUUCUUACCUUGAUUUUUUAAUACUGAUGUAUCUGUAUAAGAUGUAUCUGAAGGUACAUUUCUUGCUUUCAACUGGUGAAUCUUAUUAAGAUGCAAUAAAUAAAAUCAGACAAAUCUUGAAUCCACUGGGGCACAUACAGUCCAUGCACCCCACUGACUCAUUGUUCUAUUCAUAUCCUGCAACUUCAUAUAGUGCGUCACUGUGAUCACACAGAUAGACUCUCUGCCUGCCUUGCACAUAAAUUGGACUGACAAAAGACAAACAAAUUGCAUAUUUAAUCAUAGGUGGUUUUAUGCUUUUAGGAUUAGAUAUGACAGAAAUAGAAAAACUUCUUUUCCUGAAAUUUCAAUACUUUAAUAUGCAAUGGUGUCCUGUUCCUAUUUGCAUUUCUGCUGA
Plectropomus leopardus (leopard coralgrouper) is the source of this 2036-nucleotide messenger RNA. RefSeq names its product Myb/SANT-like DNA-binding domain containing 1 (gene msantd1). The record is from RefSeq and is a predicted model, not a curated record. Lineage: Eukaryota; Metazoa; Chordata; Actinopteri; Perciformes; Serranidae. Gene Ontology annotation, biological process: positive regulation of DNA-templated transcription. Gene Ontology annotation, cellular component: nuclear body.